Messenger RNA from Mytilus californianus (California mussel), 966 nucleotides. Its product is annotated as keratin, type I cytoskeletal 9-like. The record is from RefSeq and is a predicted model, not a curated record. The transcript has a single exon. Bases 1 to 966 code for a protein of 321 amino acids. NCBI's taxonomy places the organism in Eukaryota, Metazoa, Mollusca, Bivalvia, Mytilida, Mytilidae.
AUGAAGCUAGUAAUCCUAGUCCUGUGUCUAUGUUAUGCGUCUUUUGCCAAUGGUAGCCGUAAAUACAAAGGCCCAACAUACAUUGACCUUGGUGUUACCAAAUUUCUACAACCUAAGUACAAGAAAACAUGGAAUGAACAUGACACACCGAUACCAUACUUCACUGGUCUUCCACAACACUUACGUGGACAAGCAUUCGCACUCGCAGUAGAAAGCACUCUUGUUAGGACUGGAACCGGAGGUGGAAAUGGAGGUGGAAACGGAGAUGGAAUCAGAGGAAGAAACGGAGGUGGAACCGGAGGUAGAAAAGGAGGUGGAAACGGAGGGACCGGAGGUGGAACAGGAGGUGGAAACGGUAGACGUGUUUCUGGUAGCGGGUAUGGUUCUGGCAGCAGUGGUUAUUACACGACGUCCUAUAACGGACCACGUGGACAGGGUACAAAAUAUGGCGGACAAGCAACAAACUAUGGUAGACAUGAUACAGGAUAUGGUAGCAGUUAUGGUGGACAAGAUGCAAGCUAUGGCGGACAAGCAACAAACUAUGGAAGACGAGUCUCAGGAUAUGGUGGCAAUUAUGGUGGACAAGAUACAAGAAAUGGUGGCCAAUAUGUCAGACAGGCAACAAAAUAUGGUGGACAGGUUUCAGGAUAUGGUGGCAGUUAUGGUGGACAAGAUACAAGUUAUGGCGGGCAAUAUCGCGGACAAGCAACAAACUAUGGUAGACAGGAUACAGGAUAUGGAAGCAGUUAUGGUGGACAAACUUCAAGCUACGGCGGUCAAUAUAGCGGCCAAUAUGGUGGACAAGCAACAAACUAUGAUAGACAGGAUACAGGAUAUGGUAGCAAUUAUGGUAGACAAGAUACAAGCUAUGGUAAUUCAUAUGUCAGACAGAGUGCAAACUAUGGUGAAACAUAUGGGCAAAAUUCUAAUGCACAGUCUGGAUACGGAUAUGGUAUAUAUAUAUAG